UCGCCUAUCAGAUGUCAGUCAAGUAUGGCGUGAAGCCAUGUUAUUUCAGAAAAGGAUUUCAUGUCUCGGAACUGUGCGUGAGGGAGCUCAUCAGCACUGAUGAGUUCAACUAUCUCUGUUUGAUACCUUCCACCCGGUGCAGCUACCACGAUGGAACCAUUCAGAUCCGUCUGUGAGCCGUCGAGCCUGACAAUGAUCUUCGCAUCAUUGGGAGACAUCCACGCGACUCGACACCAGAAGACUGGUCGCCACUCUGACCUGAAAGAAGCCAUAUCCGCGACUCGUCUUGCGCUCCGUAGUAGCGCUUCCGAUGAUCCUCUCUCUCAGACACUCUCAAACAAUUUGGGAAGUCUACUGUUACGCUGCCACCUUGAUUUAGGAGAACAGGACGACCUAGACCUAGCCCUGUAUUAUACCCGACAAGCCCUCGAUUCUAUCUCAGUUGACGACAAAAGAUUCCCGCUAGUGCUGACGACUAUUGGGACUGUCCAUGCAACUCGGUACGAUCGACAGGGCGAUUUUGCAGAUCUGGAAGUGGCUAUCUGCAAGAUACAAGAAUCGCUAGAGCUCAGACCCAUGGAUGAGACGCUUCACAUUAGCCUAUUCAACAAUCUAGGUGCCCUCCUCUGGCGACGCUACCGACUGACAGGCCGACCGCUGGAACUAGAUGAUUCUAUACUCUACCUCUCCAAAGCACUAGAAGGUAUAUCCGAAAAUACUACGGAGAGAGUGGCGUGCUUGAUCAAUUGUGGCUUUGCUUUCGUCCGACGGUAUCGUCUGGUGGAGCAGCUGGGCGACUUGGACAGCGCUUUGCGACAUGCACGGGAGGUGAUGCAACUGGAUCCGGACAAUCACCGGCUAGGCAUUCUACUCAGUGGAUUGGAUACUUUCCUUGAACAUCGGCGCGACCAUACUCUCCCGCAAAGAGCGGCCAAGGGCUCCUGGUUUAGGAUGCCUGCUGUUCCAGGGUCCGCAAUUCUCCUGACAUAUCUUCUCUUGAUGGCACUAUGCUAUUGGAUGGGGAUCAGCCCGAGCAUACUCUUGACCCUAACUACCUUCCUGGGUGGAGCCGUGGUCAAAUGGGUCGUAGAUCAAUAUGUGUUUCGAGGUGGAGGCAAUCCGAACUUCCCCCGGCCCCCCUUUGCAUCAGUUCUGAGAACUGGCAAGGCUACAACUACGGGCAGCAGCAAAGCAGACGACUAUUUCCCAAAGAUCCUACCUGCACCACUAAUUGCAGUGACGUUUUCAUCAUCUCUUCGCGGAUCGAGGAAGCUGGAUGAUCGUCGAGAACAGCCACGUGAACAGUCACUCGAACAGCGUCCAGCGCAAAAGCAUCAGAACCGUUUGACGAAGCACUGGCGAAGCCUGAAUGUGACCAGAAUUGACCAAGGUUGUCGAGAUAGCCGGGGGACCUAUAGCGACCGAAGAUAUCUCUAUCCUGAAUCCCAUUCUACAUCCACGCAUCGGAUAUUGCGCCGCAAUUCGAGGACGGAUAUUACCUUCGCUGGUGAGCAUGUAGAAACCGGCCAGGGAGUCCUCGAAACCGCGCGCCGCGAGCCUUGUCUGUCUACGAUAGAAGCGGGUCUGCUCCCUCAGCGUCUUGUUCCCUCGCAGGAACCCAGCGACUUCAGUACCAGUCCACAGGAGGCAAAUACCGCCUACGAGUCAGAUCAUGAGGAAGACCAGCCACAGCUAUUAUCUCAGGUUCAAGUCCCUGAGCCACCGCAAAGGGACACCAAGGAUCCGGCGCCGGUGGAUAUCCUUGGAAAGCGAGAUGAGUCCUCUUCAAGCCCCAAGGAGAAAACGCAGCCUCUUCAAGAGAGCGAUUAUCCGGAACACAGGAUAUGGCACGACGUUCCGUCUUCCGGGACAGAGAGGGCGAGCUUUCGACGGACCAACAUCCUCUACCAGGGGGACACUACACACAAGAUGGCUACCAACAAAGGUCUGGCUAUGGGAAAUGUGUCUGGCAAACGAACGGAGGUUGUGGGCCAUUCCAGCUACGGCGACACCCGAUGUGUGCACAAGGGUCUAUAUGGUGUGGACAGAACCGAACCUACAGAGCCCAACCACGACACCAGCAGUACCCUUUCGAAGUCUUCUGGGGGAUGUUCAUACACUAGUAUCAACUCCUCUCCAUUCCAAGAGUCGAUGUCGGAGGAUGACAUCAACUCCCCACCACGGGUAUGUAUAUCCGACAUGGAGGGUAUAGACAGCGAUGUCGAUGAGAAGGAAGAUCAACCAGAGAGAAUACUUCGGCCUGUACACCUCGAUGUAUCUCCUAAGACCUUGGUAGAAGAGAACGAGGAAAGUGAAUACGGGAACGACUACAUUCAUGAAGAAAGGAGAGAUAACGAGCAGUGGGAUAAAUACAGUGAACAUGAUCGUUUUGGAAAUAAAGCUCCGGUCAGAGAGCUGGAUCGCUAUUCCCUGAGUGCUGAAGAGGGCGACGCAGAAGAUGAAGCCAAAAAGGCCCUGGUGGACGAUUCGGUGCGGGCAUACAUGGAGUCCCUGGGAUUGGAAAUGUAGGUAUUUCGUAUGGACAUGGACACCAUCUGGACAGUAUAAUAGAAGGAGAUUGCGGGCUCAGUAAAUCCAGGUUGAUACUACUCAGACUUCUAUACAUUCCAGGCCAAUGGUCCAAGAAGUCUUUCCUCGCAG
Aspergillus campestris IBT 28561 is the source of this 2661-nucleotide messenger RNA. RefSeq names its product tetratricopeptide repeat protein. Gene Ontology annotation, molecular function: protein binding. The record is from RefSeq and is a predicted model, not a curated record. Bases 151 to 2529 code for a protein of 792 amino acids. NCBI's taxonomy places the organism in Eukaryota, Fungi, Ascomycota, Eurotiomycetes, Eurotiales, Aspergillaceae. The transcript has 6 exons.